CGCAAAGAUUCCGUGUUCCACCACGUGCAGACCGCGCGGGUGUAGCCUUCAGCAGACUCUCUCUCUUGCUCUUCCAUACACACACACGGCAUAUGCAGAAUAGACAUUACACACAUACGCACGUAGAGACAGCUAAUGCUAUAUACGUGUAUAUAUAGAGACGCGUACUGAUAAAUAGCGCUAGACGUUCACACACACAGACAAACUAUACAGACACGUUUAGACAAGUUUAGGCGAGCACACCACCGCAUAUACGCACACACGCACAGGCAAAUAUAAGUCACACGUUUACACACAUCCUGAAUAUACAAAAAUAUAGAUAUACAGAGACGUACACACAUAUAUAAUAUACCAUAUACACGUACAAUUAUACACACAUCAGUAUACACGCAGAGAGAAAGAUCCCCCGUAUAGCCUGAAGAACACACACACACACUUCAACACAAACCUAUAUACAUCCUUGCCCAGCUCUCUCCUCCGUCUUCUCAGACAGCACCAUGGACAGCGCCCGCCGCGCCCCCGCCGUGCCGCUGCCGUGGCAGCCGGCGCCGCCGCCGCCGCCGCUGCCGCCGCUGCUGCUGCUGCUGUCGGCGCUCCUGCUGCUCUGUAGCAGCUCGCUGUGCGGACUCGCGCGGGCCGAGUCGACACAGCUCGAGUCGCGCUCCUUCGAGGAGUUCCCCGCCAAGGACUUGGACGCGUCUCACGAGAAGGAACUGUUGGACGCAUUGCAGAGUGUGCUGGAAAAGCUUCAAAACAAGAGGAUGCCCAGCUGGGAGAAAAAAUACGGACAGCUUCCCAUCUGCGAUGCCGGCGAGUGGUGCGCAGUCCGCAAAGGGGCUCGCAUCGGGAAGUUGUGCGACUGCACCCGUGGCACUUCCUGCAACUCGUUCCUGCUCAAGUGUCUGUAGAGGACACGGCGGGGUGGGUGGUGGGCUCCGGGUUCGAGUUGCGGGGUCAAGGGGCUCAAGGGCGCCUGCCCCGCCACUCCCCCCCCCCGCCACCCCCCCACCGCGUUUGGCCACCCGCUGUGUCGCCAGACGCCACGGAUUUCACCAGAUUCAACAACUCGCUCGCUCGCCCGCUCACCACCGUCGCAGCGGAUCCAGCCGACAAUAACACGGUCGUCCAUCGCCAACAGCAUCGUCAUCAUCAUCAGCAUCAUCAUCAUCAUCACAAUUACUGCCAUCAGCAAAACCGCUCAACCGUGAAACAGUUGAUUUCGCUAAAACCCAAUAUCGCUACCGUUAUCAUAGUGACCUCGUCGUCAUCAUCAUUGUUGUCACCAAAUACCAGAGGGUAAUUAGUAAUUAAUCAACAGCCACCACUCACUACCAACACAGUUGAUAAUGCUAAUACAGCACAAAUGUCUCUAACAUUACCACUAUCAUCACAAAUCGUCAUGACAGCUAUUAUAAUCACCGCCACCACCACCACUCACAGCUAACACAGCUGCUCACAUCAUUAAUGCCAUCAUCGCCAUCAUCACAAACAAAUACCACCGACACCGAUACGGCGGGCAAAUAACAAUACCAAUGCCACUGCCAUUCUCGCCAAUGUCAGCAUCAUCAACAAUUAUAAUCGCCAACAUCUUCAUCACCACCACCACCACAAACACAACAAUGAAUGCUCCCACUCGCCACUGAUACACCCGAUGAAUACUGACACCAACACCGCAUCAUCAUCAUUAUGAUCACAACCAUCAACAGCUAACCACGCACUACUGAUACACUACCAAUGACGCUCCCAUCAGCAUCAUCAUAGUCACCGUUAUAAAAAACAUCAGUCACUUCCAUCAACGAUACCACUGAUACCAAUGGUAUCACACCACCAUUACCAGCAAUCGCGCUUACCUCCCGUCUCAAACCGACAUUCCACCAGGCUUUUCACGUCACACAAACACCCAGGAGUCGGAUUGCUCCCUGCAAUGGGAAUGUAUUUGCGUACAACAACAAAAGCGAUUGCAGCGGUUGUUCUAGUCACGUAGCAUGCCGCAUAAUCACAGCGUACACUCUUUAAAAGUUACAACAUAUUAUUAUUGAUUUGUUCUUAUUGCUAAAUGGAUAACGUUAUUGUCCUAAGAACCCACUAAUAUAACAAAGGAGUAUUACCAAUUAAGUGUCAUGUAUCUAUUAUCCUGAUAGUUUAAGAUUGUCUAGAGACCGCAUUAGAGACCCGGUCUCCUAGUCCAUCACUUUUUAGAGACCCCAUCAGAGACCCGAUCUCCUAGUCCAUCACUGUCUAGAGAUCCCCAUCAGAGACCCGGUCUCCCAGUCCAUCACUGUCUAGAGAUACCCAUCAGAGACCCAGUCUCCCUGUCCAUCACUGUCUAGAGAUCCCCAUCAGAGACCCGGUCUCCCAGUCCAUCACUAUCCAGAGAUCCCCAUCAGAGACCCGGUUUCCUAGUCCAUCACUGCCUAGAGACCCCCAUCAGAGACCCGGUCUCUUAGUCCAUCACUGUCUAGAGACCCCAAUCAGAGACCCGGUCUCCCAGUCCAUCACUUUCUAGAGACCCCAUCAGAGACCCGGCCUCCCAGUCCAUCACUGUCUAGAGAUCCCAUCAGAGACCCGGUCUCCCAGUCCAUCACUGUCUAGAGACCCCAAUCAGAGACCCGGUCUCCCAGUCCAUCACUUUCUAGAGACCCCAAUCAGAGACCCGGUCUCCUAGUCAAUCACUGUCUAGAGACCCCAUCAGAGACCCGGUCUCCCAGUCCAUCACUGUCUAGAGAUCCCAUCAGAGACCCGGUCUCCCUGUCCAUCACUGUCUAGAGAUCCCAUCAGAGACCCGGUCUCCCUGUCCAUCACUGUCUAGAGACCCCAUCAGAGACCCGGUCUCCCAGUCCAUCACUGUCUAGAGACCCCAUCAGAGACCCGGUCUCCCUGUCCAUCACUUUCUAGAGAUCCCAUCAAAGACCCGGUCUCCUAGUCCAUCACUGUCUAGAGACCCCAUCAGAGACCCGGUCUCCCUGUCCAUCACUGUCUACAGACCCCAUCAGAGACCCGGUCUCCCAGUCCAUCACUGUCUAGAGAUCCCAUCAGAGAUACGGUCUCCCAGUCCAUCAAUGUCUAGAGAUCCCCAUCAGAGACCCGGUCUCCCAGUCCAUCACUGUCUAGAGAUCCCCAUCACGGACCCGGUCUCCUAGUCCAUCACUGUCUAGAGAACCCAUCAGAGACCCGGUCUCCCAGUCCAUCACUUUCUAGAGAUCCCCAUCAGAGACCCGGUCUCCCAGUACAUCACUGUCUAGAGACCCCAUCAGAGACCCGAUCUCCUAGUCCAUCACUGUCUAGAGAUCCCCAUCAGAGACCCGGUCUCCCAGUCCAUCACUGUCUAGAGAUCCCCAUCAGAGACCCAGUCUCCCAGUCCAUCACUGUCUAGAGACCCCAUCAGAGACCCGGUCUCCCUGUCCAUCACUGUCUAGAGAUCCCCAUCAGAGACCCGGUCUCCCAGUCCAUCACUAUCCAGAGAUCCC
Messenger RNA from Petromyzon marinus (sea lamprey), 3467 nucleotides. Its product is annotated as cocaine- and amphetamine-regulated transcript protein-like. Lineage: Eukaryota; Metazoa; Chordata; Hyperoartia; Petromyzontiformes; Petromyzontidae. Gene Ontology annotation, molecular function: neuropeptide hormone activity. Gene Ontology annotation, biological process: cellular response to starvation; G protein-coupled receptor signaling pathway; adult feeding behavior. The record is from RefSeq and is a predicted model, not a curated record.